AUGUUGCAUCACCAUCAUCAUCAUAAUCAUCAUCAUCUGCCGGGAGUCAACCCGCCUGCACUCAAAACUGGUCGGAGCAGCUGACUGAGCGGCUCAGUCCUCACACAGCAUCAGCAGCAGCUCACCGAGCUACCUGCAGAACCAGGUGGGUCGGCCUGACUCAUCCUGCUAGGCUGGAUGUGUGCUGAUCCGGACCGGGUGAAAGUCAGUCCUGCUGGAGGAGAAACAUGCCCCUGCUGUUCAUGGACACCGGGUGUGAGCUGAGCAGCCCCUGCGGCUCCCUGUCAGCGGACGAGUGCAGCAGCAGCACCUCUGCUCUGGAGAGAGAAGGAGAGGGGAACCGGCCUCGACCCAGAGUGACAAAAAGGCGAGAAAAGAACCGAGACGCGGCGAGGAAAAGCCGGCGUAAACAAACGGAGAGAGCUGAUGAGCUGCACGAGGAGCUGCAGAGUCUUGAGCAAUCAAGUUCAGCUCUGCAGAAGGAAAUUGCAAAGCUGAAGAAAGAACUUCGCCUCUAUGAGACGGCGCUUGAACGCCACAAACCUCACUGCCGCCUAAAGGACGCCGCUUCGUCCCCAGCAGAUCUCAAAACCAGCUCCGGUCCUCUGCAGGACUCGUCCUCCUUAAGCACCUUAAGCGUGGGUUUAAAAGCCUUCAGUGACCCUGAAAAGACUCGCCUCCCGUCUUCAUCUUCCUCUCCAGCAGCAGCAGCAGCAGCAGCAGCAGCCUCGUCGGCUAAACUCCUCGUUACCUCGUCCUCAUCCACGUCUUCCUAUUCUGCCUCUUUCUUCACACAUCCAGCUCUUCAUUCUUUGUUUUGUGAACCGCCUCCCAGCUUCGUUCCCUCCACAGCAGCUCAGCUACUGACCAACAACGCUAACACAACCGCCUCAGCAUCUCAAAGCAGUUCCUUUACAGACGAUUCAUUUUUAAGAACCCUCAGUUCUUCCUUUGCAGCUCCACCGGCAGUGCUUUCCUCCUCAGAGGUCCAAAACACAGCUUUACCGAAACCAAGCAGUCCCAGGAAUCUGCCUCAGUUUCCUCCCUGCAGGUUCAGUGGAAGCAAUGCUGCGACCUUAGUGACCUCUCCUCCUGCUGCUCCUCUAGCCUCCAUCGAAGGUUACGAUCAACAUGUUUCUCCGGCUCCCGAGUCUCUGCUGUCCCUGCUCACCGUGCCCAGCCCUCUGAAUCACUGUCAGACCAGCUGUCCUGCACCAGCACCGGCCGCCUCUAAAGACAUGUCUCUCUCUGAGCUGCUGGAGGUCAACGAGUGGAUCCUGAGUGGCUUCGCGGCAGCGGACUGAACUGAUGGCCCCUGAAAUCUGCCGCUUACGCCAGGACUCAAACUCUGCAACAUCAACUGAACUGAGUCACUCUGUUUCUAAGAACUACAGAUAAAUCGGUCCUGGUCGUCAGCUGUUUCUUAGUUUAAAAAGAAACUGCUGGUUCUGUAACCUUUUGAGUCCAAGCCGGCAGAGGCUGCACUUCAUGGAAAUGUAAUCUGUAGUACUAUUUGCGUCAGAAGCUCCCAAACUGAACCAGGCAGCUGUGGCUGCAUAUUUUGUCAACUUGUUUUUGUAUCCGUGGGAUUUGUCUUCUCUGUCUGCUGCUUUCUUAUUUCUACACUGCAAAAUCCAGUUCCUCAAACACUACAGUGUGUUUUAUUUCUGCAGUGCGAUCUGAACUAAUCUGGUUUCAGUCGUUUUGUCUGUGCUGCUGUGGGCUGAAGCAGGUACCAGAUGUAAAUGUGGCGGUGCAGAAACCUUCAGGCUGGUCUGACUCAUGACUCGCUGCAGCAGCCGACACACGCGGGGCGCCGCGCUGAGCUGACAUGCAACACCGAACACGCAGCAAUCCCACCAGGACGUUUGUUUAAUCAUGUCUCAGGUCAUAAAACACGUUUUGCAUCAACAUGUUUUUCCAAAUUUUGCAUAAGUAUGAGAUUAACUGCCAGUCGCCAGCAUACAUAACAAAUAUUUAUUAUUUUCUGAAUAUUUAUCUUUUUGAAUGCCAGUUUUGGCCACAAAAAGUGGAUUUUAUCACCGGGUUUUUCUGAGGAGGCAAUAAUAAUAAUAAUAGUAACUUUAGAACAUCAGCAAAAGUUUUAUGUUUUAGAAAGUAGAAAACAGAGUAAACGGCUCCACCUGUGGGCCAAGGACACAAAGUGUGACCUUUUAAAGAGAAACCAACAUUUAUCAGCUUCAGUCCUCAAAUAUCAAAUAAUAUUCUGAUUUAUAACCUCUUGAAUGUCUGUUUUAGCAGUUCAACUAGAUUUUUUUUAAACACAAAGGUUUUUCUUUCCUCUCUUAAAUAUUCAAAUUGAAUUUUGAGAGGUUUGGUAGUUUCAGGUAAUUAAAAAAACUAUGUAAAUAAAUUGCUUAAUCUGGACACAAAAAUGCUCUGUUGCACACUGCAGGAGAAAUAAUUUAUAUAACUUGUAUUCUCCAUUUUCUUUUAUUAAUGAUCUUGGUGUCAGCUCCCUUCAAACGUAGCGGAAAUGAUCAUGAUUCUGAUCUAUUUUUACUUUGGAAACUAAUUAUAAAGUCAUCAGAAAGUUGAUUUUCCCAUCCAUUAUUACACAUAAAAACAAAUGUACCUUGUGGAAAAUAAUAAAACAUAAAAAUCUGAAGGGAUUUCAACAUGAGGGAAUAAAAGAAGCAACACAGAUUGUUCAGUUUAGCUCAAAAAAGCUCUUGAAGGAGAAACGUCUCUAAAAAAAAUUACAUUUCUACACAUUUUAUGCAUUUUUUUUUGCAUCAACUCAACCAAAGUCAAACAGGUUAUGAAUUUAAUGUUAGAUCUUCUGAGGAUUGGAGAGGAAAACAUUCAUACUCUAGAUAAAACAGCCAUGUUGGAGGAAUGUUAUUUUUCCAUUUAUGCUCUUCUGAUUUAUAUGUCAUUAAUUUUAUUUUAAAGAUUGUCUUACAAACCAGAAGUUGCCAAAAAAUGCUGAAUGAGUUUAGUUUGGGUGAAUGAGAGGGUUUUUAGGGACCAUUUAGUAAUUUAACGAUUAUCAUGCUUUGGAUAAAAAUGCUGCAUUAACUUUGUUUUUCACUUAAUUUCAACUUUUAAUUUACUUUUUCUUACAUCUAGGAAAAGGCCAGUGCUUUUAUUUAAAUGACGAUUUAGAUUUCUCUAAUGAUUCAUGUUGAUUUUGUCUGUAAUUAAACAUAAAAUAUAGAGUUUAGGCAUAUAUAUAUAUAGAUGGAGAGAGGAAAUAUAUGAAUUUAUAGUAACAAUUUAGUGUGUUUUUAAGAUGUGUGUAUUUAUCAGAUGUAUUUAUGCUGUGGUAGUGUAUUUUUGUGUAAAA
Xiphophorus maculatus (southern platyfish) is the source of this 3310-nucleotide messenger RNA. RefSeq lists its product as uncharacterized. The transcript is spliced from 4 exons. Gene Ontology annotation, cellular component: nucleus. Gene Ontology annotation, molecular function: RNA polymerase II cis-regulatory region sequence-specific DNA binding; DNA-binding transcription factor activity, RNA polymerase II-specific. Gene Ontology annotation, biological process: regulation of transcription by RNA polymerase II. The record is from RefSeq and is a predicted model, not a curated record. Lineage: Eukaryota; Metazoa; Chordata; Actinopteri; Cyprinodontiformes; Poeciliidae. The coding region runs from base 228 to 1304 and encodes 358 amino acids.